Tribolium castaneum (red flour beetle) is the source of this 2858-nucleotide messenger RNA. It is a transcript of the gene bves, whose product is annotated as bves. Gene Ontology annotation, cellular component: sarcolemma. Gene Ontology annotation, molecular function: cAMP binding. The record is from RefSeq and is a predicted model, not a curated record. Lineage: Eukaryota; Metazoa; Arthropoda; Insecta; Coleoptera; Tenebrionidae. Gene Ontology annotation, biological process: striated muscle cell differentiation; skeletal muscle tissue development; regulation of membrane potential. The transcript is spliced from 10 exons. Bases 39 to 2483 code for a protein of 814 amino acids.
GCGCUUUUAUAGAUCCAAUUUGAAAGCUCUGCACCACCAUGCCUGAACACACAGGCCUGCAACAUAACGAAGAACGCCCCCAUAUCCUAAUAGUCGGCACAGCAGACUUUAACAACUCUUCACCUCUCAAUAACAAAAAUUUCACUUAUAACAUCCCUUCAAGCACUUGGUGGCCAUGGUGCGACUACUGGAAGGACCCCCAGAACAUCCUGUUCCAGCUCGCCAACAUGUGUUUCGUUGUGGCUUAUUCCUCCACCUGCUCCAAGAAAGGAGUUCUGUUCAUGCACUGUUGGCUCAUCCUGGGCUUGAUGCUGUUUUCGGCUUGGGCUUGGAACAUAAUUUGCGCCCCUGAUGUGUUCACAUGGAAUUUCGCUUUCAUGCUAAUGAACAUGGCGCAAGUGUUCCACAUUUUGUACCAACUGAGACCUGUUAAGUUCGAUCCGGAGCUGGAGGAGGCCUAUCAUGCACUGUUUGAACCGUUUAAACUUUCCAGGCUGCAGUUUAAGCGAAUGGUGAGCGCCGAAUUUGCUCAAAUUAUGUCGCUGCAUGCUGGGGAGGCCUACGCAGUGCAGAAUUUGACGAGAACGGAUCGCUUGGGGUUGCUGCUUUCAGGAAAAGUGAAUGUCUUGUCCGAUAACCAGUUUUUACACCCGAUUUUGCCGUGCGAGUUUUUGGAUUCGCCAGAAUUCGAAUCGAGCAGGAACACAGUCGAUGACAAGUUCAAAGUGUCGAUCGUGGCUGCGAGCACUUGUCGGUACCUAUACUGGCAAAGGUCUGCCCUUGAGUACCUUUUCGUCAAAGACACCUACGUGGCCACUGUUUUGACGACUCUAAUUGCUCGCGAUAUUGCCACAAAACUGUACGCUAUGAAUAAUAAAAUCGUCACAGCUAAGGGUUCACACCUCGAUAUAAGACUGCCAAGCAUUACGUCGUCUUUGACGUCGAGUGGAGAGUACAAGUCGCCAAUUCGUACCAAAAAGACUGAAGGGAUGUGUCCUUUGUCACCUGGUACUUUUUCGAAUGAUAGCAGAUACCGUUCGUAUGAAAAGUUUAAAGAGAACGGAACUUUGAAUCAAAAUUAUCUGAGCGAAAUGGAACCACUGACUGAGCUUCCUUCGAACGAUGAUCUCACGUCGAAUGAUGUGGAAAGCUGGCUGGAGACCAGCUCCAAGUAUCACAGCUGUGAAAUUGUAGAUAUGGACUGGAGACAGGUUGGGGUUUUAGAAAACAUGGAGGUUCCCUUGAUCCAGUCGAGGACGCACGUGUCCAACCGAGUCAUCAAAACAAACUUCAAAAAAACGAUGAAAAAUUUCACCUAUCUACCGGAGAACAGCACAACCUGGGGCGAACUUUACAACCUGACCAACACUUCCGACUACGAUUACGACUUCCAGACUUUGAACAACACAGGCCCGGAAUCGACUUCAUGGGCCCUUUGCAAGGAGUGGACUCCUGCACAACAUCCUCUGUUUCAGACAGCGAAUUUUUUCUUCGCUGCUGCGUUUCUAGUGCCUGGAAGUUUCAAGCAGAGCGUCCUCAUUGUCAGGGCCCUGCUCUCAAUCGGUUAUUUUUUCCUGACCCUUUGGGGCGGUGUGGAAGUGUGUGCCCCUGACAUCCUUCUCUGGAACUCCCUUCUUGUGGUCCUCAACCUCACGCAUACUGUCCUACUCGCCUGGAAGUUUCUCCCUCCAACUCUCACACUCGAACUCACAGAUUUGUACCUCAAAGUCUUCAAACCGUUGCGAGUGAGUCGCAAACACUUCAAGGAACUUGUGAGGGAAGCCACGGUGAUGACGCUCGAACGUGGCGACAUUUACGCCGUUGAGGAUGUCAGUCCGGCUGACGAAAGACUGUCAAUUUUGCUCAAGGGAAAGUUGCGUGUGACUUGCGAUGACACUCAUUUACAUUUUAUAAAUGUGCAUCAGUUCGUCGACUCCCCGGAGUGGGAAUCGAACCACGAACAAUCCGACGAUGUUUUCCAAGUGACCAUAACGGCCGAGGAGGAUAGUGUUUACUUGUGUUGGCCAAGGAUGAAGCUAGAACGGGUUUUAAGGCACAGACCGAUCCUUAAAGUUGUGCUAGACUCAAUUAUUGGGAAAGAUAUAACACAGAAACUUUACGCUUUGAAUGAACAUCUCACCGGAUUGAGUGAUGAAAGACAGAGGGGAAAAAGAGACGAAAUGUGGGCGAAAGCCCACAAUAGAAGUAUGUCAAUGGAUGCUGUCAAUACCGGAACCACCGGAUUAGUCCGGUCGCAAGCAUAUCGUAGCACACACCGGAAAAAUUCACUAACGUCAAACGUGGGUUCUCUGGGCAAGCUCCAGAACCAGUGCUGGGUUCCGCUCGUAGCGAACCAAUUCCCGGCUAAUUCUCCCUUCACUGCGAACAAAACCACUUCGCUGAAAAUUCCAGAGGUUCACAGUCGCUCGUUGCGUCGCAAAGAAAAGGACAAGGAAGUCAAAUUCGAAAACGCACCGAUUUAAAAUUGUUAUACCCAUGUUUGGUUUAUCAUUUGCACGUUUUUGCUUGUUCAAAAUCAUCAAAAAAUGUGACCACAAAAUUGUGCCUUUGGUGCGCAUUUAAGGAAGAAACGUUCCAACGGUUUUUAUUUCGAGCACGCAUUCAACCAAAUUAUCAGUGAAUUCCACUAUUUGCCUUCCAAUCAAAAAAUGAGUCAAAAAUUGUAACGUAGCGUUUUAACGGAGAUUUAACUACCGAUAGGGUUUGCUACGAAUGUUUUAUAAACCGCUGUAAUAUACUAUGAAUGUUAGCGAUAUUUAUAUGUGUACAUAUUUAUAUUUGUAUGUUUAUAUCUGUCGUGUUUAUAAGUUAUUUAAUAAAGUUGGUUAUAGCAAAAA